CCACUACGAGCACCCAGGGCGGGAGGAGGGGCUUCGAACACCCUACCUGUGCGCCACGAUUUGAUUUUGCAAUGCAGGCAUCUUGGAGAGGCUGCUUCUCUCCAGUGACAGCUCUUUCCUCCUCUUAGCGUCCAGAAUUUGAGUCCCCUCAAGUCCUCCGACAGGCUGGGGCACAAACUCUUGGCAUAUCUCGUCCAGGCUAUGGGCCAGCUUUCGGAAAGAAACUAAGAAGUUGUUCUGGGGUGGGACUCUGGGCCAGGAAGUGCUUGUGAAACGGCCCCUGUCCGGAGGGGUUGCCCCUGCCCCGCGUCCUUUCUAGCUGUGAGGCGCAAUUGCGGCUCGCUCUUCAGUACCUGACGGACUCCUCAGCAUGGCUUCAGAGAUCCACGGAGGACCUCGGUCCCGCCAGUUGCAGGCUGCGCGCUCCCUCCCAGGGCCUCCUCACUGCCUGAAGCAUUUUCCUGUUGAUCUGCGCACCUCCAUGGAUGGCAAAUACAAAGAGAUUGCCGAGGAGCUGUUCUGCCGUUCAUUGGCUGAAAGUGAAAUGCGCAGUGCCCCCUAUGAAUUCCCAGAAGACAGCCCUAUUGAACAGCUGGAGGAGAGGCGCCAGCGGUUGGAGCGGCAAAUCAGCCAAGAUGUGAAACUAGAACCCGACAUUUUACUCAGAGCCAAACAGGACUUCCUGAAAAUUGACAGUGCUGCUGACUUACAAUUGUUUAAGGAGCAGAGUGAAGACCUGGUGGACCAUCUCCCCAAAGAACGAGAUGUGCUUCUAGAGAGAGAGUUCCAAAGGGUUGCCAUCUCUGGAGAAGAGACGUGUGGGGUACCCUUCACAGACCUGCUGGAUGCUGCCAAGAGUGUGGUGAAAGCAUUGUUCAUUCGGGAGAAGUAUAUGGGGCUUUCUCUGCAAAGCGUCUGCAAGACCACAGCCCGGUUCCUACAGGACCUUUCAGAAAAGCCCUUGGCCCCAAGGAUGUAUGAAGAGAUUCCUGAGACUCCUGUGGCUGCAGAUGCUCCAGUGCACCCACCAUUUACGAACCAGCAUCCUUAUGAGAAGUGUGACCCUGAAUCAAUGCCUGGAGACCUUGGUUUUGGCCUCAAGAUGGUCCAUGGAGUAGUUCAUGUGUACACCAAGCAGGACAUCACUGACAAGACCACAGAACUAGACUUGCCUUACCCUGACCUGCAGGAGUUCAUUGCUGACAUGAAUGUCUUAAUGGCUCUGAUAAUCAAUGGUCCCAUAAAAUCCUUCUGCUACAGACGCUUGCAGUACUUGAGUUCAAAGUUCCAAAUGCAUGUCCUGCUCAAUGAGAUGAAAGAGCUGGCAGCCCAGAAGAGGGUUCCACAUCGUGACUUCUACAAUAUCCGGAAGGUGGACACGCACAUCCAUGCAUCAUCCUGCAUGAACCAGAAGCAUUUGUUGCGUUUCAUCAAGCGGGCUAUGAAAAAGCACCUGGAAGAAAUCGUCCAUGUAGAGAAGGGCAAGGAGCAAACUCUUAAGGAGGUCUUUGAGACCAUGAACCUCACAGCAUACGAUCUCAGCGUAGACACUCUUGAUGUCCAUGCGGAUCGUAACACCUUCCAUCGCUUUGACAAGUUCAAUGCCAAGUACAAUCCCAUCGGCGAGUCUGUCCUGCGAGAGAUUUUCAUCAAGACAGACAACAAAGUCUCUGGAAAAUACUUCGCCCAUAUCAUCAAGGAGGUGAUGUAUGAUCUGGAAGAGAGCAAGUAUCAGAAUGCAGAACUGCGGCUCUCCAUCUACGGCCGAGCCCGUGACGAGUGGGACAAGUUGGCCAAGUGGGCUGUGACUCACAAGGUGCACUCCAACAACGUGCGCUGGCUGGUGCAGGUGCCUCGCCUCUUUGAUGUGUACAAGACAAAGAAGCAGCUGGCCAACUUCCAGGAGAUGCUAGAGAACAUUUUCUUACCCCUCUUCGAAGCUACAAUCCAUCCUGCCAGCCACCCAGCAUUGCACCUCUUCUUGGAGCAUGUGGAUGGAUUUGACAGUGUGGAUGAUGAAUCCAAGCCAGAGCACCACAUCUUCAACUUGGACAGCCCUUUGCCUGGGAACUGGGUGGAAGAGGACAACCCACCUUAUUCCUACUACCUUUACUACACAUAUGCCAAUAUGGCGGUUCUGAAUCACCUGCGCAGGAAGAGAGGCUUCCACACCUUCGUGCUGCGCCCCCACUGUGGGGAGGCAGGACCAAUCCAUCACCUAGUAUCGGGUUUCAUGCUAUCGGAGAACAUAUCGCAUGGCCUUCUGCUCCGCAAGGCGCCUGUGCUGCAGUACCUCUACUACUUGGCCCAGAUUGGCAUUGCCAUGUCCCCACUCAGCAAUAACAGCCUGUUCUUAAGCUACCAUCGAAACCCUCUGCCAGAGUAUCUCUCUCGGGGUCUCAUGGUCUCCCUGUCCACCGAUGAUCCACUGCAGUUCCACUUCACUAAGGAGCCCUUAAUGGAAGAGUACAGCAUUGCAACACAGGUUUGGAAGCUCAGCUCUUGUGACAUGUGCGAACUUGCACGCAACAGUGUGCUCAUGAGUGGCUUCUCCCACAAGGUAAAGAGCUACUGGCUCGGACCCAACUACCUGAAGGAGGGGCCUGAGGGUAACGACAUCCGGCGCACCAAUGUGCCAGACAUCCGGGUGGCCUACCGCUACGAGACACUUUCCCAGGAGCUGACCCUCAUCACACAGGCUGUGCAGACAGAGGAACUGGAGACUAUCCAGGAGGAAGACCUUCUGACCAUGAGCUCCAGCCUGGAUGCUCGCUGAAGAAUGGCUGGUUCACAAUCUCCCAUUCAGCCCCGUCUUGGCCUGGCAAGGUGGGGCUGUCCUACAAACACGAAGAGACCCUGGCCAACCCCAUGGACCUUUUUAAUUUGUGUUUUUAUUUUUAAGUGUACUAUUACUUUCUUUUUCUCCUGGAAAAACGUUAAUGUUUUGUUUGCACUUGGUAACCUGCUGGGGCAUUUGGCGGGGGGAGGGAUGGUUAGAAAUUUCCAUUUGGUCUAGAAAGGUGAAAGAGCAUCCUGCAGAUGUUGGUGAUCCUGUUUUUGAGCAGAGGCCAGGGAGCUGGGAAUGAGCACGCAGCAGGGAGCUGCUGAGUAAAUUUUGGAGGCCCUAGCACCUGACGACACUUGCAGAGAGGCAAAACAAAGCACCAGCAAUGUAAGCGUGUGUCCCAGGUGUAUUCGGGGUUCUCUGUGUGUGUGUGUUUGUGUGGCCCUGCCAGGGAAUAAAGCAGAGUGGUGGUGUGUUCUACCUCCCAUUUUUGUUUCCAUGCUCUGUCCUCUAUAAGGCCGUUGGUAGUUGCACUUUCUCAUUGGCUGGUAAAACAUCUGUUUUGGUUAAGUUGGCCUGCCUCUUCUUAUUGGAAUGGCAUGUUGCAACAGCUCCUGCAAUGCAACAGCCUCCAGCUUUUCAGUGUUAGGGUCUGGUGUAAAGUGUACCCACGAGACGAGUUCUUUCCCUUCAAAGCCCUGAAACUUUAGUCUCUUUAGCUCGGGGAAAGCAUCAGCUCUUGAACUCCUGCCUUAGGAGGUGAAUUACUGUGAAUGCGUGACUGGGGAAGAGGGGACCUUCAAGUCUAGUCCAGCAUAAUAACAAGACGUCAGCGUGCCAGGUAACUGGCACUUUUAACUUUUGUGUAUCCCCCUGUCCCUCUCUACAAUUAUGUAACAAAAGAUUGGGUUAGGUAUCUUUAUAAAAUGUAACAAGAGGAGGUUGAAGAUGGUUCUGGCACUGGAAGACUAUGGCUAUUCCCUGGGGGAAAGCCUUGGAGCCAAAAUACUUAUCCAUCAUGGAGGGCGGUAAUGACCUUUGCCCUUAGGGUCAAAAUGGAUGUGACACAGGAGAUACACGAUCAGCAAUCCUGACUGUUCUUUUCUUUGUUUUUGAAUUUUUUUUUAAAGUAGCUGCUUUUGAUUGGAUCAGUGGCAUUGAGAGUGAUAUGUUACUCCAUUUACCUGAUCUAAACUGCCCCCCCAACCUCCUCUUAAUCCAGGAGCUGGGGGAAAAACAGGUAUCUGUAUCAUGCUUGCAUUUUCUUUUUAAUUUCUGCUGUGAGGCUAGUAGCAGUUUAGGGAUUAGAGGUGCAAGUGAAGUGUGUGUUUUGUGUGCGCGGGCAUAUAGAUAUAGAUUUAUGCAUGUAUGUGUGCGUGCGUGCUUACACACAUGCACACACCUGCUGCUGCUCAAGCUCUGGCUGCUCUCCCUGGAGCUGUUUUAAAGUAGUGUUGCUAUUUUUUUAAGUUGAGAAGUUAUUCCCACAUCUGGUUUCGGCCACUAUUCUAGUGCCUGAUACGUGUGCCUGUGGGGUAGCUGCUCAUAAUCAACCCCAUUUCUCAAAGAGAAGUUGCUUCUCAAUUAGCUGGGCCUGGGAAGAGCUAUUAGUUCCCAGUACACAUUGCCGUGCUUGCAUACCAUGUAGGCAGCCUCCUUUUGCCCUCUUGCAGUGGGUUGAGGAGAACAGCUUCUUGCAUAAUGUGUAUACAUGUCAAGAUCUUCUUUCUACAUUUAGCAAGAGGAAAAGGCAUAGAAAUAGUUUGGCUUUCUCAUCAGCAAAGUUACGGCUGUUCUGGGAACAGACUGAAGGCUCCUAGUGGGAGGCAGGUAAUGAAUCUCAGUGAGACAACAAGCGUAACUUCUGCCUUCUUCUGAAGCCAUGUGACUCAAAAUGGAAGCGCAUAAGAAGACACAGAAGGACAUGGAUCCAUGCCUUUCCCAGCACUACAUCUUGAGUCCUGCACAGUGAAAGAGUUCGAAAGGGUACCUUCCACAGGUUCCUGACCACCAGGUGGUUCACCAUCAUACAGCUUCUGAAGCUUACCUGUAAGCAGCCCACUAUACUUGACAUAUUGGGCCUCUGUUGCCUUCUUAGCAGUCUGUGGGCAACUAGUCACGGCAGGGAAUUCCUUGUGAGUAUAACUGCUUGGAGUAAGAAACCAGCUUCAGACAGUCCUCACUCCCUUUAGACUCUUAGGUAAAGCUUGCAUGCUCACUGAAAAAGAUGUAUGAGUGGCAAGUCAGUUCCCCAGUGCUGCCUCCCACUUGCUGCCCAGGCACUUUUGACCUUGUAGUUGCGAGCAGUUGCGAUUUGGUGGAAAAUGCAUUUGCUAAACAUGAGAUGAGCAGCAGCAACAGAUAAUGAAGAAUUCUUCUAAGGCAGGCAGGGACCUUGUGGAGCCCUCCCUCUAGGCUGCUGUGGACCAAAAUCUGAAACUCCAUAUUGUAGCCAGUGCCUUGCUUAGAGUAGUGCAUGAAGUGUACAAAGACUGGGUCGUUUUCCCCUUGUAGGUUUACUUCUGAAAUGGGCACUUGCUCUAAGUUGUGUCAUUAUUUGUGUGCGUAGGGGAGAGAGAGAGAUCAAUCUUAAAGGGUCAACAUGUUUUAUUUGUAUGUCUGGCAUCUCACCUCCAUGGCUGGGAAGGGGGAAUCUUUUUUUCUUCCCAAUCUCUAUGCUUUUUUGGGUGGGGGGUAACAAGAGAGACUGCAGUGGAGGUGUCUUGCCUUGUUUUAGCUUGCCUUGCUGACCAGAAUUGCAAAGUUUUGGCUCAAAGCAGGGUUAUUUGUGAAGAUACGGAAUAUAUCAACUUGAUCCAGGGAGUAGAAUGUAAUGUGGUUUAUGUCAAGAGGGUUCUCCCCUCCCUCCUCCCUUGCCACAACCUUGCUUUGCUGCUGCUUCGUACCUAGUGGGCACACACCAUGUUAGUUUUUGCUUUGUUGUCAGCUGGAGGUGAAACCUGUAUCCCCUGGCAAUCAUUGCAUCCUCCUAUCACACUCUCACUUUCUGUGUAGUUUGGAUGAACUCUCUGCCUGUCGUUGCUGAAAUGUGAUGCUAGAAAUCCUACCAAACAUGAGCAUGAUCCAUCAUUAAAUAUUAUUUAAGUAAA
Rhineura floridana is the source of this 5895-nucleotide messenger RNA. RefSeq names its product adenosine monophosphate deaminase 2 (gene AMPD2). The transcript has 18 exons. The coding region runs from base 371 to 2776 and encodes 801 amino acids. Gene Ontology annotation, biological process: AMP metabolic process; IMP salvage. Gene Ontology annotation, cellular component: cytosol. The record is from RefSeq and is a predicted model, not a curated record. Lineage: Eukaryota; Metazoa; Chordata; Lepidosauria; Squamata; Rhineuridae. Gene Ontology annotation, molecular function: AMP deaminase activity.